AUGGCUCAACUCAUAUAUCCUCAUUGUCCAAAACCAAUAUUAAUGUCUCAAACAAAGAUUCCAAGAGUUUUUCACAACAACACAUUGCUCUUAAACAACCAUAAGAAAUGGAGCAUUCAUGCAUUGGAUUUUUCUACUUCUUCUUUGAAGCACUCAUACUUUGUUGAUGGAUUUGGGGUUGAAGUUGCUAAAACUAAAGUAGUGAAUAUUUUAAGGCAAGUAUUGAGAGAUAACCAAAUUGGAGAAUCCUUGGAAUAUUUGGAUCUUAUUGAUGCUACCCAACGCCUUGGAAUUGAUUAUCAUUUCCAUGAGGAGAUUGAAAUUUUUCUUCGAAGGCUAUAUGUGUUGUCUAAUGCACAAAUAUUGGAUCCCCAUAAUAAUCUUCAUAAGGCCUCACUACUUUUUCGACUCUUGAGACAACAAGGUUAUCAUAUGUCUACAGAUGUGUUCAAAGUUUUCUUGGACAAUAAGGGAAACUUCAAUGAAGAGCUAAGAAAAGACAUAAAGGGACUGUCAAGCUUAUAUGAAGCUUCACAAGUAUGCAUGCAUGGAGAUGAUAAUGUACUUGUAGAAGCAGAAAAUUUUAGUAGGCAUGGCCUCAAUAUUUGGCUUCAGACUCAUCUUGAUCAUCAUUUGGCUAAUUUUGUGCACAACACUUUAGCCCAUCCUCACCAUAAAAGUGUAGCUAAAUUUAUGGUGGGUGCCUACUUUGGAGAUACACAAUGGACAAACAAAUGGAUAUAUGUUUUGCAAGAUGUUGCAAGAAUGGAUUUCAAUGCAACUCAAAAGCUUCACCAAGAUGAAAUUCUUCAAUUUUUAAAAUGGUGGAAACAAACAAAUUUAGCCAAAGAGUUGAAGUUUGCAAGAGAUCAACCAACUAAAUGGUACUUGUGCUCACUAGUUUGUCUCACAGAUUCAUGCUAUUCCCAACAAAGACUCCAACUUGCAAAAUCCAUCUCUUUUGUUUAUCUCAUUGAUGACCUUUUUGAUGUAUUUGGAAGCUUUAAUGAUCUCACCUUCUUCACUGAAGCUGUCUCUAGAUGGGACUUGGGUGCUGCUAAAGGAUUGCCUAAUUGCAUGGCAAUUUGUUUCCAAUCACUAUUUGAAGUUACCAAUGAAAUAAGUAACAAGAUCUAUAAGAAGCAUGGUUGGAAUCCCAUUGGUCUCUUAAGUAAAGCGUGGGCUAAAUUAUGCAAGGCUUUUUUAGUGGAAGCUGAAUGGAUGAGAUCUGAGCAUUCACCAAGAGCAGAAGAAUAUUUGAGGAAUGGCAUUGUUAGCACUGGCAUCCACGUUAUUUUAAUACACGUUUUCUUUCUAUUAGAGCAUAAGAUAAGCAAGCAAACUGUGGAGAUGUUGGAUGAUGAUUUAGACAUUAUUUCAUCUAGUGCCAUGAUUCUACGACUUUGGGAUGACAUGGGCAGUGCAAAGGAUGAGAAUCAAGAGGGGCAUGAUGGAUCAUAUCUAAAAUACUACAUGAAUGAGCACCCAAGUAUCUCUUAUGAGGCCACAGAACAUCAUAUUAUGGAGAGAAUUUCUCAUGCAUGGAAGACUCUCAAUAGAGAAUAUCUCUUAUCUAACACAUUUUCAACAAGGUUCACUCAAGCUUCUCUCAACGUUGCAAGAGCUGUCCCUUUGGCAUAUAAUUAUGGUAGAAACCAAUCACUUGUCACCCUCGAGAAGCUUAUGGAACAAUUGCUCUUUUAUGGUGUGUAG
Molecule: messenger RNA, 1713 nt
Organism: Benincasa hispida (wax gourd)
Lineage: Eukaryota; Viridiplantae; Streptophyta; Magnoliopsida; Cucurbitales; Cucurbitaceae
Product: (3S,6E)-nerolidol synthase 1-like
Biological process (GO): terpenoid biosynthetic process
Molecular function (GO): terpene synthase activity; magnesium ion binding
Source: RefSeq, a predicted model, not a curated record